Neodiprion virginianus is the source of this 3004-nucleotide messenger RNA. RefSeq names its product dopamine receptor 1-like (gene Dop1). Gene Ontology annotation, cellular component: membrane. The record is from RefSeq and is a predicted model, not a curated record. Lineage: Eukaryota; Metazoa; Arthropoda; Insecta; Hymenoptera; Diprionidae. Gene Ontology annotation, molecular function: G protein-coupled receptor activity. Gene Ontology annotation, biological process: adenylate cyclase-activating adrenergic receptor signaling pathway. Bases 77 to 1297 code for a protein of 406 amino acids. The transcript is spliced from 6 exons.
UGCUUCUACCUCAGGUGAGCAACUAUGGUCAUCGAGCCAUGUCAAAAGCAUCCCCCCUGAACCGCUCCGUCCAUGGAUGUCUGCCUAUAAAAGCCGUCCCGAAAGAGGGAAUAUUACAGAUGGUGACGAAGUACCGGAAAACACAUUUUCGUUACUGUCGGUGAUUCUAGUUGGCCUGCUGCUGUUCAUUUUAUUUUUCCUAUCCGUUGCGGGGAACAUUUUGGUCUGUGUCGCGAUAUACACUGACCGAGGUCUCCGCAGGAUUGGCAAUCUCUUUCUUGCCUCACUGGCGAUCGCUGACCUCUUCGUCGGUUCUCUGGUGAUGACCUUUGCCGGUGUUAACGACCUCCUCGGAUACUGGGUAUUUGGACCCCGAUUCUGCGACACCUGGGUGGCGUUCGACGUCAUGUGCAGCACCGCUUCCAUUCUAAAUCUAUGCGCCAUAUCACUCGAUAGAUACAUACAUAUCAAAGAUCCAUUAAGGUACAGUAGAUGGGUUACUCGAAGAGUGGCAGUUGGCAGCAUAGCAACUGUUUGGCUACUCGCUGGUCUCAUCUCCUUUGUGCCGAUCAGCUUGGGUCUUCACAGGCCUGCCAUGCCGCUAGUGUACAGCGACGGAGAAAAGCAAUAUCCCACCUGCGCAUUGGACUUGACGCCCACCUACGCAAUGGUUUCCUCCUGCAUCUCCUUCUACGUGCCUUGUUUCGUUAUGGUGGGCAUUUACUGCCGACUGUACUGCUACGCGCAGAAACACGUGAGGAGCAUCAGGGCGGUGACAAAAUUGCCGGAAACUUCGCUGGCGAAGAGCUUUCGCACAAAGACCAGGAGGACCAAAGCUCCGAAACCGCAGACGAAGCCGAAACCCACGAGUCCGUACCACGUGUCCGACCACAAGGCGGCAAUAACUGUCGGUGUAAUCAUGGGGGUCUUCCUGAUAUGUUGGGUACCAUUCUUCUGCGUCAAUAUUGUCGCUGCGUUCUGCAAAACCUGUAUUACGGACAGAACCUUUCAGGUACUAACGUGGCUCGGCUACAGCAAUUCAGCUUUCAAUCCGAUAAUCUACAGUAUCUUCAACACCGAGUUCCGAGAGGCUUUCAAAAGAAUUCUGACGAGAGGUGGAAGAGGUCGAUGCAACCAACCGUCAACAAGCGAAUGUGGUGAAUUCAGAUCAGUCAUCGUUCAGAAACGAAAUGGUUCGAUCGUGGAAUGCAAUAUCAGUCCCAGAUCGAGUGCCGACAGUUGCCAAGUAGCUCCAGGCGCGAACAAACAUCGUGACACGAUCGUCAGCGCGAUAUAAUCGCGUCGUAAAAAACAGUUACCAUAUUCUUCGGAUGCGUUUCAUUUCCAAUGUCAAUAUAUACUCCACUCCAUGUAUAGAUAUGUACAGUAAGUAUGUACGGGCACUUGAGUUAAUUCUGAAAUGCGAAAAAAAACUUUUGGUAAAAAAAUGUAGGUGCAGUUACCAUUUUUCAUUUUUGAUCACUUUCUUCCUUUUUUUAAUUGUAUCAUACAUUAGCUCACGCAUGUUGUAGAUAUAUUAUCAAUCGUAGAAUACUCAAUAAAUGUAAUAAUAAGUACAUGUGUGACACAAUAGAUAUAGCAGUGAAAUGAUCGUGUCGCAGCAUUUGACAUCUUUUCAACGGUCAAUGAAAAUUCCCUUCGAAUUUCAUUUCUAAUAGUUGUAGACAUUAUAAAUAACGUACGUGUGUAAUAUCUUUCAUUAAGCUGGAUCGUAACAUCUCAUUGUAUACAGCCAAUCAUAUAACAACAAUGUCACCUCAUUUCGAUUUUUAUACGUUCCAUUACCUAUGGUGGUAUCAGAAAAGUAUUGGCUGAGCCUGUGAAGUAUUCGGAAAGUACCCCAUUUUUGUACAGAGCAGAAAAAUGUCGGCGCAUGCGCACAAUUGAAAUGCUAUAUUUUACACAUGCGGACUUUCCUUAGCGUAUGCACACUUUUGAACAAGUAUAUCUUCAGUCAGUUGUUACGCGCUGUAAAACUGAGAUGUUCAAUAGCGUGUGUACGCCAAAGAGAGCCCUAGUGUUUAAAAUAAAGCACUUCAGUUGCGCCCAUGUGCUAAUGGCGCUUUACCGCACUGUUCGGAAAUAGGGAACUUUACGCACGCUCCACAGACUUGAAAAAUCGAACUUUCCAAGCAGGUGUUGAUAAAAUGCUAUUUUUGUGACUUGUUUCCUUCUGGCUUGAGAAUUAUGACGAAUACUAAAUCUUUUUUUAAUUUUCACUUUUUACCCGCAUGAACUCAUUUGUGAACAAAAACCAAUAACACUCGACUCUGAACGCUGUCAAAAUGACGAUGAUUAAUUAUUCACGUAGCAUUUAUCUCUCAAUAAGAUACAGAGGUCAUCAUAUGGCCUUUACUUCAUGCGAAUCGAUAUCUUAUUUAAUUUUAGAUUCUGUAGAGGUAAAGAUUACUCACGUCACACUUUUUUUCAUGACGUUCCUGAUGACCUUAGCGCAAGAGUUUUGUCGGAACAAUAACGCGAAGUGAACCUAUUUUCAACAUAAGAGAAAAAAAUGGAACACAAAUUCACAUUUUCUCAGCCAAUCAAGAAAUCAAUUAAAUUAAUCCUUCUUUUCACACUUUUUUAACAUCUAUGAAGUUGACAAGUAAAAGAUUUUAAAGAAAAAUACGAGACUCCAUACUUGGAUACCUAGAUUCAGCCAAAAAUAUUUACAGACCGUAGAAGUGUUUAAAUUAUUCAAUUGAAAUGUUUGAUAUGAUGUUACAAUAGGCUGAUAGUAUGUAGAUGAAAAUUGCUCAUAUAAUUACGCUUCAACGACUUUACCCAUCAGUUUUUGCGAACGUUAAAGAAAUAACUUGCUUUGCUUAUCAGAUAAGAAUUUUUGCUUGUGUGAUGCAGUUUUGAAAUGCAAUAGAUGACACUCGGAGGUAAAUUAUGAUUAGAAAGACAAUCAUGUAAAAUUAGUUUGAGACAUAUCCAAAAUCAGACAUACAAAUCACAGAGUACCCAUAUAUAUAUAUAU